AUGCGGCUGCUCCUGGCUCUUGCUGUCCUGCUUUUGGAUUCUUCAGUUCACGGUUGUCCUGUGCGGAGAGCCAGGUACCAGUGGGUUUGCUGCAGUCCUGACGGUAAUUCUGCAAACCGCAUGGAUGAGAAGGGGCCAACAUUCAACCUACUUCCCGGUGAAUCCAACAGAAUCCUUCCUCCAAGGACUGACCCUGCUUCAAUGACAAGAUCCCAGAACUUGAAUAAUGUUUUCCCUCUUUCUGAGGACUAUUUUGGAUCUGGCUCUGGCUCUGGCUUCGGAUCAGGAUCUGGAAGUGGCUUCUUAACUGAAACUGAACAGGAAUACCAAGCAGUAGAUGAAAACAAUGUUUUUUAUUACAACUUUAGGCCUCUCAAGAGAAAUCUGCCAUCAGACAACCAGGACUGGGGCCAAGAUGGUCUGUCAGAGAGAGAGAGAUUCAAGAAGCAAGUUGACAGGGAAUACUUCAUAUCUAAGUCUUCAGAACUGACUCUGAUUGUGAAUUACAGAUAUGCCUCUUUUCUUAUGAAAAACCCGGAUGAAACAGAGUGA
This is a messenger RNA of Neomonachus schauinslandi (Hawaiian monk seal), 552 nucleotides long. Its product is annotated as serglycin-like. Bases 1 to 552 code for a protein of 183 amino acids. Gene Ontology annotation, biological process: negative regulation of bone mineralization; secretory granule organization. NCBI's taxonomy places the organism in Eukaryota, Metazoa, Chordata, Mammalia, Carnivora, Phocidae. Gene Ontology annotation, cellular component: secretory granule. The record is from RefSeq and is a predicted model, not a curated record. The transcript has 2 exons.